This is a messenger RNA of Sparassis crispa, 3624 nucleotides long. Its product is annotated as Structural maintenance of chromosomes protein. The record is from RefSeq and is a predicted model, not a curated record. Bases 1 to 3624 code for a protein of 1207 amino acids. The transcript has 16 exons. Gene Ontology annotation, biological process: chromosome organization. Gene Ontology annotation, molecular function: ATP hydrolysis activity; protein binding; ATP binding. NCBI's taxonomy places the organism in Eukaryota, Fungi, Basidiomycota, Agaricomycetes, Polyporales, Sparassidaceae. Gene Ontology annotation, cellular component: chromosome.
AUGCGCAUAGAAGAACUUGUCCUCGAAGGAUUUAAAUCGUAUCCUGUCCGCACACAAAUCACCGGGUGGGAUUCAUCCUUCAACGCAAUCACUGGUCUCAACGGUUCGGGCAAAUCCAACAUUCUCGACGCGAUAUGCUUCGUGCUAGGUAUCACAAAUAUGUCUUCGAUGCGAGCCCAGAACCAACAAGACCUCAUCUACAAACGCGGACAAGCAGGAAUCACCAAAGCUAGCGUCACCAUCGUGUUCGACAACUCGGAUCGCGCAACCAGCCCAGUUGGACUGGAGAAUUGUAAGCAGAUCACUGUUACUCGCCAGAUUGCGCUUCCUAAUGUCUCAAAGUACCUUUUAAACGGGCACAAGUCGCAGCAACAUACGAUACAGACGUUGUUUCAGAGCGUACAACUGAACAUCAACAACCCCAACUUCCUGAUCAUGCAAGGGCGGAUCACAAAGGUUCUUAACAUGCGCCCUCAAGAGAUUCUUGGAAUGGUGGAAGAGGCUGCAGGGACGCGUAUGUUUGAGGAGCGCAAAGACAAGGCGAAGAAGACGAUGGGCAAGAAGGAGAAGCGUGUGCAGGAGAUCACUUCCCUUCUCGAGGAAGAGAUUACCCCAAAACUUGACACCCUGCGCGAGGAGAAGCGGUCGUUCCUCCAAUACCAGAAGGCAUGUUCCGAGUUGGAACGCAUUGGCCGUGUGCUGCGGGCGUGGGAGUGGACAGAGGGACGGGAACGAGUGGCGAAAAAGGAGGCGGAAAUUGCGGCGACGGAGAAGGCGAUGACUGAUUUGCGGAAGGGCAAGAAGAAAUGCGGCAAAGAGAUCGAGGCGGCUGAAAGGCGGGCAGAGGAGGUCCAGGCUCAGCGAGAGAAAGAGCUGCGAAAGGGUGGCAAAUUCAAGAAGCUGGAGGAUGAAGUCGGGGAGCUGGAGAAGGUGCUCGUGAAGAUCCGCACGCAGGUGGAGAUCAAGACGGGUACCAUCUCAGACGAGGAUGGAAAGGCUGACGGGAAGGAGAACGAGCUUAAGGAGCUGCAAGAAACAUUGGAGCAGAAGCGCGCUCAAGUCGAUGAACUCACAACUUCUCACGGCGCUGUGAAAGACAAACACACGGCGCUGCAAACGGCACUCACGAAUGCUGAAGAACUUCUCCAGACACUUUUGACAGGUCUUUCAUCAAGUGGUGCCAGUCAUACCGGUGGAGGUUACAUGGGUCGACUUGCGGAUGCCAAGGUUCGACUGCAGCAAGCUAGUACAGAAGAAGAGCAAAGCCGUGUAAAGCUCGCAAUGAACCAGAAAGAGCUCAAAGCGCUCCAGGUUAGGUGGAAGGAGGUUGAGCGGGAGGCUGGCGACAGUCAGAAGAAGCUACAAAACAUGAAAGCAGAGAUAGAAACCUUUCAAAGAAAAGUUGCAGAGACCGGCUGGAAUGUGGAGAAGGAACGCGAUGGCGAGAAUGCGCUCCGCACCGGGAAAGCAGAAGUUAGGCAUCUGACCGAGGAGCGUGACGCGAUCAAACAACGACUGUCCUUCCUCAACUUCGACUACUCCUUGCCUCACGCCAAUUUUAAUCGGUCCAAUGUGAAGGGACUCGUGGCUUCCUUGGUUUCCCUCCCAGCCGCGGAUUACAACAAAUCAACCGCCUUGGAAAUCACUGCCGGAGGCAAGUUGUACAAUGUCGUAGUGCAGAACGAGCAGGUUGGCAAAGACCUGCUCAGUAACGGCAAGCUUAAGAAGCGGGUGACCAUUAUACCGCUAAAUAAGAUCGAUGCAUUCAAGAUCUCUGCGCAAAAAAUACAAGCUGCUUCACGGCUUGCGCCAGGCAAGGCCCGGCUGGCGCUCUCUUUGGUCGUGUACCCGGAAGAGGUGGCCAAUGCAAUGGCCUACGUCUUUGGCAAUACACUCAUCUGCGACGACCCUGAGUCCGCGAAACUUGUGACCUUUUCACCGCAAGUAGGCGUGAAGUCUGUUACGCUUGACGGGGACGUCUACGAUCCAUCUGGCACACUGAGCGGUGGCUCUGCACCCAGUGGUAAUGGGGUGCUUAUUCGAGUUCAAGAACUGCUAGACUCCGAAAGGAAACUGUGCGAAGCCCAGGGUCGGCUGCAAGAGCUUGAGCAGACUGAGCAGCGAGAUCGGAACGGCCGAGAGAGGUGGAAGAAGAUGGCGAGGGAGUUGGAGAUCAAGGAGCACGAGAUGCAUUUGCUGGAAGAGCAGGUUGGAGGUAGCAACGCCGCAAGGAUUGGCACAGAGGUCGACAAAGUGAAGCAGACCAUCACCGAACUGCAGACUGCUCUCGAGACGGCACAGCAGAAGCAGAAGGAUGCAACUGCUGAGAUUGGGAAGCUUGAGAAGGACAUGGACGAGUUCAAGAACAACAAGGAAGGCAAGAUCGACGAGCUCAAGGCUGGUGUGUCCAAGCAGAAGGCAUCGCUGCAGAAGCAUGCCGUCGUGGUUAAGACCAAACAGAAGGAGCUUCAGACUGCCACUCUCGAAUUAGAACAGCUCGAGAAGGACAUCGAAACCGCAACCGAGACUUUGGCGGAGGCACGCGCUAGUGUCGAGAAGCUGCGGAAGGAGCUCGGUAAACUGAAGGAACAGCUAGUAACGAACGAGGCAGCCUUUGCAAAGGCUGAGCGGAAACUUCAGGAUGAACGGGCGACCCUCACCGGCUUCGACAAUGAGCUCAAGGAACUCGGGCUGGUUAUCAAGGAGAAGAAGCAGGCCAUUUCCGAUGCCGACCUCGAGAUCAAGAAGCUCGAGCACGAUGUCCAGACGCUUGCGAAGGAGAAGUCGCAGGCAAACAAUCUCGUGGCGAAUUUGGAGAAGCAGUACGAUUGGAUAUUGGAUGAGCAAGAGUCGUUCGGUAAGAGGGGCUCUCAAUACGACUUCACGGCGGUGGAUGUGGCCCUGCUGAAGGAGAAGGCUCGGGACCUGGAAGCGCAGCAGAAGGGGAUGAAGAAGAAGGUGAACCCCAAGGUCAUCAACAUGAUUGACACAGUCGAGAAAAAGGAAGCAUCGCUCAAGAAAAUGCUCGGAACCGUGCUCAAGGACAAGGAGAAGAUCGAACAGACGAUCGAGGAGCUGGACCGUUACAAGCGCGAUGCGCUAGAGAAGACGUGGACGAAAGUCAAUGGGGACUUUGGCGGCAUAUUUGCGGAGUUGCUGCCAGGCAAUUUUGCCAAGCUGCAACCACCCGAGGGUCAGGAUCUCACACAAGGUCUCGAGGUCAAAGUCCAGUUGGGCAGUGUCUGGAAGCAGAGCUUGACGGAACUAAGUGGGGGUCAACGAUCACUCAUCGCACUCUCAUUAAUUAUGUCGCUGCUUCAGUUCAAACCAGCGCCGAUGUACAUCCUCGACGAGAUCGACGCCGCCCUGGACCUCUCGCACACGCAGCACAUCGGGCAGCUCCUCCGCACACGGUUCAAGGGCUCGCAGUUCAUCGUCGUCUCACUCAAGGAGGGGCUCUUUACCAACGCGAACGUGCUCUUCCGCACGCGCUUCCGGGAUGGCACGUCCAUUGUCGAGCGCACUGCACAGCGGUCCACGUCCACGCUGUACGCGACGGACAAGGAGAACGACGGCGGCGAGCCGCGCUCGCGGCGCCCGCGUGCGACGAUGUCGAACUCGUAG